Amborella trichopoda is the source of this 6083-nucleotide messenger RNA. RefSeq lists its product as uncharacterized. Gene Ontology annotation, molecular function: protein binding. Gene Ontology annotation, biological process: RNA processing; negative regulation of RNA catabolic process; regulatory ncRNA-mediated heterochromatin formation. The record is from RefSeq and is a predicted model, not a curated record. Lineage: Eukaryota; Viridiplantae; Streptophyta; Magnoliopsida; Amborellales; Amborellaceae. Gene Ontology annotation, cellular component: catalytic step 2 spliceosome.
CAAGUGUGUCCUAAAACUUAAGAGAAAGGUCAAUGGAACUAUACACAAGUACAAUGCCUUAUUAGUGGCAGAAGGUUUCAAAUAAUUUAGAGCGUGGAAUAUGAUGAAAUAUUCUCCCUGGCAGUGAGAAUGAUAUCAAUUCAAUUGACAUUUACCAUUGUAGUGAGUUUAGAACUUACCCAUAUGGUUGUUUAGAUGACAUUCCUUAUCAAGGAUCUGUCAUCAAGGACAAUGGGAGUUCUAUGGAUUUAUCGUCAUGAGUUUGUGAGAUUCUAAUGGCAAGAAAAGACAAGGAAACGAUGAAUGUUAUCAAGGAGUGUUUGUCCUCCAGUUCUAAUGUACAGGACAUGGGCAAGGUGCAUCAUGUGCUCGAUGUUGAGAUCAAGCACAAUCAUUCUAAGAGGCUCUUUAAUUAUGUCUUAAGUGACUUGUAUUAGGAAAAUAUAAGAACGGUUUAGGAUACGUGAUUGUGAACUCAUCAAUACUCAUGUCAAGAGGGGUUCUAUGCUUAGCUUGAAUCUCUGUCCAUAGAUGUGGCUUAUAUAAGAAAAUAUGAUCUUUGUACUCUAUGUGGUGUACGGAAGUAGUCUUAUGCAUGCCAUGUUGUGAACGUGAUGGGCUGUACCAUGGGACUUGUCAAGUUGCUACCAGAGCAAUGUAGGUCCAGAACAUUGGCAGAUCAUGAACAAGACAUUCUGAUAUCUUUAGAGAACCGUGGACAAUUCGUAGAUCUUUCUAGGAAAUUAUCUCCCAUUGUGCAGAUAAAAUAAGUGUGAUUGGAUUACUGACCUGGACAAUUGAUGGUAAACACCAGGAUAUCUCUUAACUACGGGAGUGGGUGCGAUUUCUUUAUGCAACAAGAAAGAGACACGCGUGGCAUGCAUGUCCAACACAGAAUCAGAGUAUGUGGACUGUUGUGCAACAUUACAUGAGGGCAUAUGACUCAUGAGGAUCUUCCAAAGCUUGGGGAUCACAUUGAGUGCUUGAGAGCUUGCAAGCGUGUUUUUAUGACAACACAAUGGCACUGGCUUUUGCAAAGGAUCUUGGGAUCAAAGUAAGACAUAGCAUGUAGGGAUUGGAUAUCGCUACGGGUGAGGUGUCAUUUAGAGGAAAGAGAUAGUCAUGACCUAUAUUCCCUUUAGCAGGAUGGUAGCCAUGACUAAGCUUAUAGCUUGAGUGAAGUAUAGGACUCAUGUUAUUGCAGUUUGUUCAAUGCAAAUACCCAUGAUUUGAAUGCACAUUCGCACUUGCGCACUAGGACAUGUGUUAAUUGUGAGAUAAAUCAUUGGAAGGUUUGGUCCAUUUUCUUGCACGUUGUUGACCACCCUCAAUGUUGGGGAUAUUAUAGGAUGAGACACACACAUGUUGUGAGAGUAUCACCUCGAUGAGAAGUCAAGAUGAGAUUCCAUGGUUGGGAAUCUGCAUGAUCCAUCUGGCGUCCCAUCGGAUCAUGUAGCCUAUUUGAUAGUUAGGUUGGGGAUGUUUAGGUUAGUUGCUUGGGUGCAAGCCAAGGGUGCAUUUUGAGGGGAUGCGAAACUGUGAUUGAGUUAAGACCUGCAUGAUGUAAAUUCAACAUAGAUCCUAGUGUUGUUUAGCAUUUGCACGAUAUCAUGUGAUUCAUCCCACACGUGCUUAACGAGACUUCCAUUACUUUAUAUAAUGGUGUAUAUGGCCCUUAUAGAUCUUGAGACUAUAUUAGGAAGGGGCGACUUGAUGUUGCUACUUUAACAUACCAUUCCCAUGAUCAUGUGUGUUUGGCUGGGUAGGACUGGGGCUAGGAAUAGUCGGGCCAAAGGAAAAUAAUAGUGCAACCAGGGGAAGAGGCAUCACGCUAUGAUUGGGCCCCCAGAGAACUAUGACACGUCUUUGGCAACUAUUUGGUGUUACACUGAGAAUGUUCUUCUGCUAAAAUGUUUUAGGAACUAUAUUAUAAUAUAAUAUUAUAAUAUUAUUUGCAAAUAAAUUUCUUGGCUUACAUGUAAAUGAGGUUCUAUAGGAUGAGUUAGAGUGGGAGGGUACGUAGGGGUUGAGCAGUCUCCUUGAAUACACGGCUCAUGUUAUAUUAGUUGGGAUACUCAAUCUGGUGUGGCUAAGAGAGUUAAGGGCAGAUUGGAGUAAUUUUUUAUUUAGAGAAGAGGGUUUUUUUUUUUUUUGAAUAUAGAGUAAUUGCUGCUCUUGGGGCAAUGACGCAGCUACUGAGGUGUUCCAUGUUAGUUUUAAUGGAAAACUUAAUGUGGUUCUCUAAGGAGAGAUGCAGUUUGCUCUUUAAUGUCUCACGGUUCAUUUCACUAUACAGCGCAUGGAAGAGUUCUGGCUUUGAGAUGUAUCAUGGAUUGAUGAUGAGGGAUUGACAGGUAUAUGUGCACUCUCUAACAAGUAGGAUUUAUUGUUUUUUGGGUCGACCCCUUGUGGGUGGAGAAGCCAAUUGAUAUUUGAUACAUUCUCCAAGUUAGAGAGAGAAAGAUAGGAUCCCAUGUAAUAAGGCAUUCUAUUUAGAGAUAAAGGUGGUUAUAAGGAAUCACAUAAAAUUUGGAAAACAUAUCCACUUAGGAGAAAUGUUGGAUUCUUUCUAUGCAAGGAGACUUUUAAAAAGAGAAAAGUAGAAAGAUUCUUUUGGGAGAAAAAGAGGGCCUCACAUGCCACCUAAAGGACCUCUCUAGUUUUCUCUAAGAAAGACCCACAUUUUCUAUCUUUUCUUUUUGGUUUUCUUUACCAGGAAAUCCUAGAAUGAGACGAGUACCACCCGAAUUGGCGAAUGGGCGAGAAGUCUUAGGUCAUUCCAUCAAAGGCUCGGGGAUUUGAACCGUGUAAAUUGUGCUUUUAGCACUCAUAAUUAAAAAUGGGCAUGAGUUUGUGGUCAUCAAUCUCUCUACUUGGAGGAACCACGCGCGAAAGGAAGGAGAGAUCAACACCAACCGCAAGACGUUAAUUGGAAUCGGAAAAGUGGUGCCAAAAAUGCAGAAUGGAUAUUGCAAGAUACAGGCUCCAUCACCUUUUGGAAGAUUAUUCCGGGUCUUCUUUUCAGUUAUCUUAUUUCGGGAGAGGAAAAAAUUCAGCCUUUGAAUCUGAAGGAGAUGUUGAUGCCUUGGAUGGUAAACUAAAGACAGAAGGACGCUACUACUGCACAAAAUACAUGACUUUAGAAAGGCAUAAGGAUUUGAAGCAUGUACGAGUUCUGGCUCUAGAGAAAUUGCCCUUAGUUCCUGGAGACUUCAUUCCUCUUAUUGUGUCAAAGGCUACAUAUGAUGAGAAUGACAAUGGGUUGACAGAGAAAGCAGGAGUUGAGGAGUCAUGGGAAGAUGAAGUGAUUCGAAAAACUAAGGAAUUCAACAAAAUGUCGAGGGAUUUUCCUCACGAUGAGAAAGUCUGGAUGGCUUUUGCUGAUUUCCAGGACAAGAUUGCAAGUACUCAAUCUAAAAAAGGAGCUCGCUUGCAAGUGCUUGAGAAGAAGAUUAGUAUUCUGGAAAAGGCCAUGGAGUUAAAUCCUGAUAAUGAGGAUCUUUUGAUUUGUCUUAUGAAAGCUUAUCAAAGUAGAGACAGCACUGCAGUACUUGUUGAAAGAUGGGAAAGAACCCUUGUUCAACAUUCUGAUAGUUGCAAAUUAUGGAAGGAAUUCAUUCACUUCUGUCUAGGGGAUUUCUCCAGGUUUAAAGUCUCCUACUUGAGGAAAAUAUACAGUCAUGCUGUCAGGGCUCUAUCCUCAGCAUUUGGGAGGCUAUGUGGGCAGAUUGAUGAUAUGGCUAAAACGGGUUCAGUUGCCAGUGAACUUACCCAACUUGAGACGGGUCUGGUCGACAUAUUUGUUAGCCUUUGCAGGUUUGAGUGGCAAACUGGUCACCAAGAGUUGGCAACAGGAUUAUUUCAAGCUCUGAUUGAGUAUAAUCUGUUUUGCCCCUCCUUACUUUUAACUGAAAAUAGUAAGCAAAGGCUGUUUGAGCACUUCUGGAAUGGUGAUGGUGCACGAGUUGGAGAAGAUGGAGCUCUUGGUUGGUCAGCGUGGCUGGAGACAGAGGAGGAAAACAGACAAAAGGCCAUUGCCACUGAGGUCUCUUUUCAGGACACUGAAAAGGGAGGGUGGACAGGUUGGUCAGAGCCUUUAUCUAGGGUUUCUGAAAAUAGUGGAAUGAAUCAAUAUACCGAGGAAAAUAAUGCAAUUGAUGAGGGGAAUGUUGAGGAGGAUAUGCCAGAAAAUAUUGAUGAAGAAGAUGAGAUGGCAUCUUUGAUGGAAAAGCUUGGUAUGGGCAUAAAUGCCGAUGCUGAUGUUGAGAUUAAAGAUACGACUGUUUGGAUGAAGUGGUCUGAAGAAGAGACUGCAAGGUGCAGUGGGCAAUGGAUGCCUGUGCGAGAGAAAUCUGACAACAAUGAUGAAGCACAACUCUCAAGGGAAGUUUUGUUUGAAGAUGUGAGUGACUACCUUUUCUCACUCAGCUCUGAGGAAUCACGUUAUUAUUUGCUGUCUCAUUUCAUUGACUUUUUUGGGGGGCCCAUUUCCCAAUGGAGCUGCAGUAAUAGUCCUUGUGGGAUUGAAAAACUUCUAAGUUUAGAAGGAUUACCGGAAUCUCUACUUUCAGAAUUGCAUAAAUUUCAAGUAGCUGUAGACGAGAAAGGCAGUAGUUUCAUGGGGAUCAAUUCAGAUUGCAGCUUGAAUGAAAUUUCUGGAAGACCUGACCAUCUGAAAUUUCUUCGAAAUGCAAUUCUCCUUUGUAUAAAAGUUUUCCCUCGUAAUUAUGUUAUGGAAGAAGCCCUAUUGAAUACAGAAGGGCUUCUUGAAACAAGAACAACUUCUGAUACCAGCAUAAUUGCAAACUCACGAACUUUAGCCAAGUCUCUCCUGAAAAAGGACCGCCAGGAUUUAUUAUUAUGUGGAGUCUAUGCACGAAGAGAAGCGAGUUCUGGAAACAUUGAUGUUGCAAGGAAAAUUUUCGACAUGGCCUUAUCUUCUAUUAAGGGGCUUUCUUCGGACCUUCAGUCGAGUGUUCCCCUUUUGUACUUAUGGUAUGCAGAGAUGGAGCUUGCACACAGUUAUGCAGGAGAUGGUUACAAUUCUUUAUCACAACAGCGUGCAAUACAUAUUCUAUCCUGCUUGGGAAGUGGUAUUGAGUACAUAGCUUUUAAGUGUGAAGUUUCAAAUGUACAGCUUUUGAGAGCGCGCCAGGGAUAUAAGCAACAACUAAAAAACUUGCGAUCUGUUUGGGCUCGUGGAGAUAUAAAGGAGUCAUCCACUGCUCUUGUGUGUUCGGCUGCCUUAUUUGAACGUUUGACCUCCGGUUGGACUGCUGCUCACAGAAUUUAUGAGGAAGCUUUGUCUAUGGCCCUUCCAGGGAGGAGAAGCCAAAAUCUUCAACUGGAAUCCUUGUUCGUUCACUUCACCUCUAUGUAUCAAAAGAACUUGAAGCUUUCAAACUUCUCAAAAUCAUGGGAAAUUAUGCUGCAAGGAUUGCAGUUGUACCCGUACAAUCCUAAAAUUUUUGCAGCAAUGAUGGAAGUAGCCCGUCUCUACACGGUUCCUAACAAGAUUAGACGGAUACUUGAUCAAUAUAUUCAUGAGAAGCCCUCAAUCACUGUCUAUCUCUUUGCCUUGGCAUAUGAAAUGGGGAAAUCAAGUUCACAUCAUCGGAUUCAUGGGUUGUUUGAGCGAGCCUUGGCAAACGAUGAAUUGCAUAGAUCAGUGUUCUUGUGGAGGUUCUAUCUUGAAUAUGAGAUCCAUGUAUCAUGCAACCUUGUAGCAGCCAGACGCGUCUUUUUCAGAGCUAUCCAUGCCUGCCCAUGGUCAAAAAAGCUUUGGUUGGAGGGCUUCUUGAGACUAAACUCUAUCUUGUCUGCAAAGGAACUAUCAGAUCUCCAAGAUGUAAUGCGUGAGAAGGAACUACUCUUGAGGACUGACAUUUACGAGAUUCUUUUGCAAGAUGAAAUCACUAUGUGAUCUGGUUCAUGAUUUCACUGCCCCUUUUGCUAAUGUUGUACCAUAUAAACCCUCAAAUUUUAGCAGCAAUACCUCUGUAACCUUCUGUAAAUUCGUGGAACUCUGUAGAGAUGUCAUAUAAUGUGAUCGCAUAUGAAUGUCAGAUUGGUCUUGGUGUUCA